This is a messenger RNA of Dibothriocephalus latus, 399 nucleotides long. Lineage: Eukaryota; Metazoa; Platyhelminthes; Cestoda; Diphyllobothriidea; Diphyllobothriidae. The record is from the annotation of a GenBank genome assembly.
AUGCGAACGCUAGGCUUGAAGGAUAUAUCUAACAACCAGACUGAGCCCUCGGAGGAGGUCCUUAACCGUGCAGCGACCAUUAUACAAGCCAGUUACCGCGGCUAUCAUGUACGACAUGAGUUGCAUAAACAUGACGACGCUGAACACCAUGUCCACCACAAGGAGGCCGUCGUGAGUCCGGAGCCCGAUGAGGCGGCCAAGAAGAUCCAGGCAGCGUUUCGAGGCUACCGAGUGCGAAAACAGUAUAGGUCCCAGACUACGCCAAUCUCACCAGUCUUCUUUGAUCCUGAGGACGCCAAGUACAUAGCGGCGGCCACGAAAAUUCAAGCCAGUUAUCGGGGUUAUAGAACCCGGAAAACCAGCAAUUUCCAUCGAUCUUCCGCAGCUUCAAAAAAGUAA